This is a messenger RNA of Selaginella moellendorffii, 1042 nucleotides long. RefSeq names its product chlorophyllase-2, chloroplastic. Gene Ontology annotation, biological process: chlorophyll catabolic process. The coding region runs from base 78 to 1019 and encodes 313 amino acids. Gene Ontology annotation, molecular function: chlorophyllase activity. The transcript has 2 exons. NCBI's taxonomy places the organism in Eukaryota, Viridiplantae, Streptophyta, Lycopodiopsida, Selaginellales, Selaginellaceae. The record is from RefSeq and is a predicted model, not a curated record.
UCUACGUGUCAUAGAAACACGUGGCAAAAGCGCCAUAUAGGAGAAAGAGGAGAGUGGGAGAGAGGGAGAGAGAGACAAUGGAUGUGUUCGAAGAUGGCGCGUCUAGGGUUCUUAGCGUGACGAUCGGGGAGAAAGGAGAAGAAUGCCCGCCGCCGAAGCCAUUGCUGGUAGCAGCGCCUUCCAAUCCGGCGCCAGCCGACGGCUUUCCAGUCCUGAUCCUCUUCCAUGGCUUCUGCCUCAGCAAUCUCUUCUACCGCCAGCUAAUGCGUCACAUUGCGUCCCACGGAUUCAUCGUCGUCGCGCCACAGAUGUAUCGCUUUGCCGGGCCCGAUGCCAGUCCAGAGAUCGAAGACGCGGCGGCAAUUAUCAGCUGGGUUCCGGGAAAUCUUCACAGAUUUCUACCGGCGGAUGGAGUGAGAGCCGACGCAACGAAGCUCGCCAUCGCUGGCCACAGCCGCGGGGGUAAAGUCGCCUUCUCUCUCGCCUUGGGAUUCUCCAAGCGCUCACUGCCGAGCCGCGUCUCCGCUCUCAUCGCGCUCGAUCCGGUCGAUGGGACAUCCAGCGCGAGCCAGACGAAUCCGCCAGUGCUGAGAUACCGCAAGGAUUCGCUCCAGCCGAAUUGCCCCGUAUUGAUCAUCGCCGCGGGCUAUGGUGGCGAGAAGAAGAAUUUCCUCUUCCCGGCUUGCGCGCCGCGAGGAGUCGGCCCCCUGGCAUUCUUUCGAGACUGCUGCGCGCCAGCGUUCCUCCUCUCGGCUCCGGAGCACGGGCAUUUCGAUUUCCUCGACGACGCCACCUCGGGAUUGAAAGGUGGGCUGACCUCUCUCGUCGGGAAGAAUGGAAAGGCCCGGAAGCCCAUGAGGAUCUUCACCGCCGGCGCCAUAGUCGCGUUCCUCCAGGCAGUUUUUAGAAGCACUGCUGGUGGUGGUGGCAAUAGAUUUGAAGAACUUCUUCACGACACUAACACUGCCCCUGUGAAGUUGGAUCCGCCCGAGUGGAAUGGAGAGAUCCACAAGAUAUAGGAAGUUAUAGACACACAUACGUA